This is a messenger RNA of Neoarius graeffei (lesser salmon catfish), 1626 nucleotides long. RefSeq lists its product as uncharacterized. The transcript has a single exon. NCBI's taxonomy places the organism in Eukaryota, Metazoa, Chordata, Actinopteri, Siluriformes, Ariidae. Bases 289 to 1098 code for a protein of 269 amino acids. The record is from RefSeq and is a predicted model, not a curated record.
UUUCCAGAGAUGCUAAAGAAUUGCUGAUCUCUAGUGAUCUUGAAACACGCAGACAGCCAGGAGUACAAAACAAGAAGAAGACCUGGAAAUUUCUGUUUGCUUUACUCUAGACUAAUGGUCACUGAGCUCUAGAUCCUGUGAUGGUAUGGAUAUUUAAUCAAGAGAGUUCAAUUUCUUAGUUUGGUAAAAGUGACCCAAUUAUGAAUUAGCCAAUGCUAAAACCAGGAGCAAACUUUUCCUAGCUCCAGCUACAUCAUUAGAACAGCCAUUGGAAUUCUGGGAAGCAGAAUGCCAGCCAAGACACCUAUGUAUUUAAAGACACCCACACCAAAGCAUGGCAAAAAGCUAAAACUGAGGGAUGUUCUCUCUAGUGAUAUGAUCAGCCCUCCUCUAGGGGACUUGCGCCACAGCGCCCAUGUUGGACCAGAGGGGGAAGGUGACAUGUUCGGAGAUGUUGGCUUCCUACAAGGUAAAUUGGACAUGUUACCUGGCUUAGCACACCCAUCACACCCCUCUUCAAACAGGCAUGUUGACAUGUUUGAGGGAAAAGGCCUACAUGAUAGGUAUGACUCCCAUCAUAACUCAAAUCACAGCUCCAUUCUUAAAAACACUAUCUCAAUGCCUGCCUUCAUUACCCCUGAGCAGCCACCUCCCAAACCUCCUCGUCUACACUUAGAGGAAAGCUCCAAGCAGCAAAAGAACCACCACAAUCAGCAGCAACACUCCAUGUCUGUGUGUGCAGAAGGGGUUGGACACUACAAGGAAGCCUACCAUGACUUCACCCUAUCUGCCUCCAUCCCCAUCUUGAGACACCUUGUGCCCUCUGCUGGCUAUUUCUCUGAGGCCUCCUCAGAUGACUCUAUGUCUGAGGGCUGUGUUCCACCGGACCCUAAGCGAGGCCUGAGCCUGGACUCUGACGCUGGUUUGAGUAAUGAGGACCUACGAAGUGAACACAGCGAGUCUCCCGCAUUCUCUCCCACCAUGUCACGCUCAGAGUCUCUCGCUGGUUUCGACCUGGAUCUGGGACCAUCCAUUCUGGAGGACGUUCUCAGGAUAAUGGACCGUUACAAGAGUGUGAAAGACAGAUGUGAGCUGUAAGGGGACAAAGAGCCUUUAAACAUUGUAAUGUGCAUGUCCUUGCUUGGCCUUGUACUUCCCAUGCUCAGGGGGUAGUUAACACUUGCUGGACACAAGAGUAACCGGUUGUGACAGAAAAGCUACAAACUGAUAACUGCAUCUCUUACUGAGUAAAUGUCCAUGUGAAAUAGAGAUGCAGAAUGAAAAACUGCUUUUUAUAUUGUUUAUAUUGUACAUUUCCAUUAUUACAUUGAAAGUCUACUUAAUGAAAAUGGACUGUGACUUUUCUGCUGCCUUACAAUGUAAAUUAAAAGUACAGUGCUUAAGCAUGGAAUAAAUCCAGCACAAAAUUCAAAGGGUGGUUACAUUUGCACAUUAGUAAAUUCAUGACUGAUGUGAAAUACUGACUUGUUUGUUACUUUUUAAGUAAUAUCUGUGACUGAAACCAGUUCAUCUUGAUGUCUAUAUUUAUAGGUUUCUGUUUUUUAGCUCUUUGGGAAGUCUAUAACAAACACAGUUCAUUUUUAAUAUGUAUCGUUACGAUGAGAC